Molecule: messenger RNA, 1813 nt
Organism: Botrytis sinoallii
Lineage: Eukaryota; Fungi; Ascomycota; Leotiomycetes; Helotiales; Sclerotiniaceae
Exons: 3
Coding region: 236-1627 (463 amino acids)
Cellular component (GO): endoplasmic reticulum
Molecular function (GO): mannosyltransferase activity
Source: RefSeq, a predicted model, not a curated record
UUCAACCCUUUUUAUACUUCAUACUCCAAACUCCAAACUUCACUUCUAAAAAUAUCUAUUUACUUCUGACAUUCUUUAUCAUCUUCUUUUCCUAAUCAAGCUUGCAUCAAUUCUCAGAUAUGGAGGCAUAACCUAGGUAGCCAAUUCUUCUAUUCAUAGAUAGUUUUUGACUGGGUGAAGGGUCAUUACCAUCUGGGAGUGUCCAAACUUCAUCUGAAUCUCAAGAAACCACGUCAUGCUAGAGAAUCUUCUAACAUUGGCUACAAUCAUUUCUACCAUAUUCACAAUUACCCUCUUAUUAAUACCCAAACAAUAUAUCAAACACUCGCCUCCAAUGGCUACUCAAAAUAGUGCAAAUGUCGAGCCGAAGAUAUCUGUUCAGGUUUUGGUCUUGGGAGAUAUCGGGCGAAGUCCUCGAAUGCAAUAUCAUGCUAUGAGCAUAGCAAAACAUGGUGGAAGAGUUGAUCUUAUUGGAUAUGAAGAAUCCGAACUGCCUUCUGGCUUAACAGCUAAUCCUCUUAUCACAAUCGUACCUUUACCGCUACCACCAACAAAUCUACGAGAUGGUACUUUACCAUUCUUCUUCGCAGGUCCCUGCAAGGUUUUAUGGCAGAUUUGGACCUUAUUUUUUGUUUUAUGUUAUACUACAAAACCAGCAAGAUGGCUUUUAGUUCAGAACCCUCCCUCAAUUCCCACCUUCUUCGUCGCAUACCUCGUCUGUUUGAUACGCAACACUCAUUUAAUAAUUGAUUGGCAUAAUUAUGGAUGGACCAUCCUAGCAGGAACAAGAGGCCCGAAACAUAUCUUCGUUCGACUAUACAAGUGGUAUGAAGCUUUCCUUGGAUCAUGGGCACCAACAGCUUCAUUCACAGUUUCGAAAGCAAUGGAGCGCCAACUCCGCGAAAGUCCCUACAAGAUCAAAUCACCAAUCUUUACCCUUCACGAUCGACCUGCUUCCAUCUUUCAACCGAUUACCGACGAGGCGAAGCGACGUGCUUUUCUUCAACGUUUACCAGAAACAAAAGAUCAUGUCGAUGCAAUUAUGAAUGGAGAUGUAAGACUAUUAGUUAGCAGUACAUCAUGGACUCCUGAUGAAGAUUUCAACCUUCUUUUGGAUGCGCUCGUUAAAUAUGGACCAUUUGCCGAAUUUGAUUGCCCACCAAUUCUUGCCAUCAUCACUGGAAAAGGUCCACAGAAGCAAAUGUAUCUUGAUCGAAUUGCCGAACUCACUGAAAAUUAUGAUUUGGUCAAUGUGACAAUCAAGACUGCAUGGCUUAGUAUUGAAGAUUACGCCUCGUUACUUGCAUGCGCCGACCUUGGAGUUUGUUUACAUAAGAGUAGCAGUGGUGUAGAUCUACCCAUGAAAGUGGUUGAUAUGUUUGGAGCAGGAUUACCAGUAGUCGGAUAUGAUCAAUAUUUCAGUUGGCCUGAGUUGGUCAAGGAAGGUAUUAAUGGAUGGGGAUUUACAACAGCGAAAGAUUUGGCCGAGAUUUUGGAGGAAGUCUUCAAGGAUACCAGUGGAAAGGAAUUGGCGAGAUUAAAGAAGGGGGCUAUUGAAGAGGGCAGAAAGAGAUGGGAUGAAGAAUGGGAUGGGGUUGCUGGGAGACUUUUAGGAUUGAUUGACUGAUUGAAUGGAAAAUGGAAAAUGGAGGGGAAUGGACCCUGGAUGCAUGUAGUUGUAAAUAAUGUACAGGAUAUAGUGUAUCAUAAUUUCUGUAGAUGUAACGUCGACGGACAAAGCUGCUUGGGAACAUUGGCAGAAAGUCAUGGGCCAGUUUACGAUGCAUGUAUUAUAUCAAAUAUUAAAAUCAUC